This is a messenger RNA of Exophiala aquamarina CBS 119918, 432 nucleotides long. RefSeq lists its product as uncharacterized. Bases 127 to 432 code for a protein of 101 amino acids. NCBI's taxonomy places the organism in Eukaryota, Fungi, Ascomycota, Eurotiomycetes, Chaetothyriales, Herpotrichiellaceae. The record is from RefSeq and is a predicted model, not a curated record. The transcript has a single exon.
CAACAGGGAAUCUGCCACUGCCUCACGUGCCGCAAAUUGACGGGCAGCGCGUACGCGACCUUCCUCCUCCUCCCGGACCCGGGCUCGUUGACCGACCGCCCGGCACCACCGGGCACCUCGCUCCACAUGACGUCGAAAACGUCGUCUGCAGUGCGCGAAACCACGGGCGUGCACGAGGUCGGGCUGGACAUGACGUUCUACGGGUGCAGCAAGUGUCCGUCGACGCUGUACAAGCGCGCCCCGGGCGGGUUUCCCGGCGUCGUGAUUGUUUUCGCGGGCGGCCUGGACGGCGGAGACGGCGCCGAUGGCAAGGCGCGCGCGGACGGUGGCCUGGAGGCCUGGGGCACCCCGCAGGUCGAGCUCUGGGUCAAGCACCGUCUCCCCUGGGUCGGCGAGGUCAAGGGCGCCAAGCAGUGUCAGGAGUUCGAGUGA